Stylophora pistillata is the source of this 1637-nucleotide messenger RNA. RefSeq names its product neuropeptide FF receptor 2-like. Gene Ontology annotation, molecular function: G protein-coupled receptor activity. Gene Ontology annotation, cellular component: plasma membrane. Gene Ontology annotation, biological process: G protein-coupled receptor signaling pathway. The record is from RefSeq and is a predicted model, not a curated record. Lineage: Eukaryota; Metazoa; Cnidaria; Anthozoa; Scleractinia; Pocilloporidae.
CAGAGCAUGGAAUCCGAAGGAUCACAGGACUAUUCACUCAGUUGCAGAGUAACUUUUUCGAUCAUGACUGGGGUGGUGUUUCUUGUCUCCUUCUUUGGUAACUCCUCGGUCAUUCACAUUGUUAGGAGAAGCCAAAAAAUGAGGUCUACCACUUUUCUGCUGAUACUCAACAUGGCGUGCGCAGAUUUGGUGAUAUCCACUUGGACUAGUGCCUUGUUAAUCAAGUAUUUGCUCUUGUGUUAUCAUCUCUGGAAGAGGCAGGUGCCAGGGGAAUUCAACGCUUUGCAACAGCAGAUAGCAAACCGCAUGGCACGGAGAGUCACACUUAUGAUGAUUACAGUGAUUGUCAUUUUUUUCAUUUGCUGGGCGCCACAAUUUGUGUUUUCUUGGCUGCAUCCAUUUGCUGAGCAGCUAGCGAUGGAAGCGCCAAUAUGGCUGAUUCCUUUUACCAUUUGGUUGAAGAUAUUAAACAGUGCAGCGAAUCCUAUUAUCUACGCGAUAUUUAAUGAGUCCUUUCGAAAAGGCUUUAGACACAUUCUCUACUGUGACAAGUUCUUCGAACUCAAUACAGCGGAAAUAAGACCUCAGCCAUGCGCUAACACCCACACGAACCGUGAGCCAGCUCAAGAUGUCCAAUUACUUAACUUCCAUUCUAUACUUCAUUGUGAAAUAUACGACAAAUAGAAGCCCUUUUGCCGUCCGUCUGUUCAGUAAUUUAUCUCAGAUGACCACAUUUUGAGGUCUUCUGUGACGUGUUACCAUACAGACCCACGGCAACCUGGAAUCGAUAUUUUUGGUAUGAUAACAAAGAAAAAUAUUGUUGAUAAUGGUGUCAGCUAUCUGUCUGUACUCUAAUAGAUCCUAUGUAAGACCCAAUCGAAAUGCAUGUAUAAUUUAUUGAUAAUUGAUGAAGAGAUCUUUCAUUUCACUCUCGAAAGCUGUGCAAGGAAUAUCAAGCUGCACGAAACGCUAAAAAACUAAACCAAAAGUGGAUCAGUGCAAGGUUUCCAACUACCGUCAUGCAAUGCAAAAUCAUUUUUAAAUGAAAUAGUUUCAUUUCAUUUUGCAUGUUGGCGUUGUAAUUAUCUUUACCCCUUUCAUUAUUAUGACUGUACAAGAUCAUGGAGGAAAAAUUACAUAUGCUCUAAAUAAUAUCCUGAGAGUUUUUCUCGGUUGUGUGCCUCGUGUGCGUUAUAAAACGAAACGAGAAAAGCUCAGGAUAUUCCAUGCUCCAUGCUAUUUACAUAGGUAUUAAGACGUCCUUAAUUCUCAACAGGUUUCUUCUCGUUUUUUCACAAUUUUUAAUUAACGCUUUAAUUAAAUAGGGAGGAUGAACUAUAUGUCCAUGGAGACACAACUUUUGUGGUAGCAUCAAAUUUUAGUAUAAUGCAGUUGAAAAGGAAGGAUAAAAGGGAAACCGUGUCGCUUAAAUAUAGUGCAAAUUUCUUCUAUUUGUGUAUGGACAACAGGUGCUUCAGACCAGCCCUAAAAUCCCUCAUUCUCCAAAAGCACAAAACUGGGUUGAGAGAAGUAGAGAGAAAUACAAGCACUACAGACACUCUCUCGCCGAUCAUUCCAGCUUUUGAAUGUGUACCAGAGUCGACAGGAACAGCCACAGUAAAUGGUAUGAAACAUAU